This is a messenger RNA of Astyanax mexicanus (Mexican tetra), 728 nucleotides long. RefSeq names its product glyoxalase domain containing 5 (gene glod5). The transcript has 4 exons. The record is from RefSeq and is a predicted model, not a curated record. NCBI's taxonomy places the organism in Eukaryota, Metazoa, Chordata, Actinopteri, Characiformes, Acestrorhamphidae. Bases 112 to 594 code for a protein of 160 amino acids.
CAACUCGAAACCGAAUCAUCCCUUCCAUCCAUUCGCACUUCAGUACAGUUAGAGCUAAACUCGGAGAAUCCGGAUUAUUUAAAGAGCGCAGUCUGAUUUUAUAGACGGGAAAUGGCUUUGAGAAUCUGCAGCGGGUUUCGGCACACGCUUUCUCUCACGUCGAGCAUCUUCAGCGGUCCAUCUGCAGCUCGUCUGAAGAGUUCAUGUCCAGUUAAAAUCAGUCAUUUGGAUCAUCUGGUUCUGACGGUCCGGGAUUUAAACAAAACAACCCAUUUCUACUGCAAGGUCCUGGGAAUGGAAGUAAUCACAUUUAAGGGAGAUCGUAAAGCUUUGAGUUUCGGGAGUCAGAAGUUUAAUCUGCAUGAAGUUGGGAAGGAGUUUGAGCCGAAGGCGAGAGCCCCGAUGCCGGGCUCUGCAGAUCUUUGUCUCGUAACGAAAACGCCGCUGGAAUCAGUCGCUGCUCAUCUGCAGGACUGUGGUGUGAGUAUUGAGGAGGGACCGGUGGAGAGAACCGGAGCAGCAGGACCCAUUACCUCUCUGUACUUCAGAGAUCCGGACAACAACCUGAUCGAAGUCUCCAACUACAACCAGUGAACCAGCAGGGGGAGCCGUCAGCUCUCUGAUCCCAGAUCUGUGCUGAACAUUUAAAAACACAGCAAGUUUUUACUGUAAAUAAAAGAAAAAAGGUCAUUCUGGUCGUAUUAAAUAAACUUUUCUCCUGAAACUCA